Polyodon spathula (Mississippi paddlefish) is the source of this 1631-nucleotide messenger RNA. Its product is annotated as inositol monophosphatase 1-like. Gene Ontology annotation, molecular function: inositol monophosphate 1-phosphatase activity. Bases 673 to 1530 code for a protein of 285 amino acids. The record is from RefSeq and is a predicted model, not a curated record. Gene Ontology annotation, biological process: inositol metabolic process; signal transduction; phosphatidylinositol phosphate biosynthetic process. Lineage: Eukaryota; Metazoa; Chordata; Actinopteri; Acipenseriformes; Polyodontidae. The transcript has 9 exons.
AUUUCCCUUUUUUGAGUUGAUCUUUUACUUUAUUUUAUUUAUUUAUUUACAAAUUGGCCGUUUUCUGUUGAUAUCAUAUCUUUUCAGAGCCGAUCAUUUAAUUUCUACUUGUGUGUUUUUGUACACGUAAAAUUUUUUGUGUAUUAUUUCGAGAAUAAUGAAUGAACAGAAACUAUGAAUGAUGUGGUUUUCAAAGGACCUCAUACAUAUUUGUGUUGUCUGCAUCUUGUGUUGAGACAACAGUAUUUAAUUUAAUCUGUGACGACAUUCUCAAUCCACAAGAAAAUAUGGGAACAGACGAUAUCUGUCUUUUUAAAUAAAUAUCUUAAACUGUUCAAAUCCUGUUUUUUUUUUAUACCAAAGCAUAGACAUAUUUCAGCAAAUGCAUUUAUCAUUGGGUCAAAAGGUCAGAAAAAUAAAGUGCUAUCUACAAAGGGCCACAUUAAACUGUAUACGUGAGCUAGAAGGUACCAUGGCUCAAGACCGUCGUACUUUUCCAUUGACUUGGCUACUGACCAAUAACUUCCCUCUUGCCCAGUAGCUAAGCUAUAUAAGAUGCUGGUAGGUCCAUUGCUCUGGCAACACACUUAAAAAUCAAGUACGAGGAGAAAGAAUACGGUCAAGAAAUGAUAUUGCAAUAAUUCAAUUACAAGAUAGCAAACUAUUGUGAAAAUGGCAGAUUCUUGGCAAGAGUGCAUGGAGUUAGGGAUAUCUAUUGCAAGGAAUGCUGGAAAGGUGAUUUGUAAAGCUCUACAAAAUGAACAAUCAGUGAUGUUAAAAACGUCCCCCGCUGAUCUGGUAACUGAGACUGAUCAAAAGGUGGAGAAAAUGAUUAUCUCUGCAAUCAAAGAGAAGUUUCCAACUCACAGUUUCAUUGGAGAAGAGUCUGUGGCAGCCGGAGCAGAAUGUGUACUGACAGACAGCCCCACUUGGAUAAUCGACCCCAUUGAUGGGACCACCAACUUUGUGCACAGAUUUCCAUUUAUGGCAGUAUCCAUUGCAUUUGCUGUCAACCAAGUGACUGAAUUUGGAAUAGUUUACAGCUGUAAAGAGGAUAAAAUGUACACUGCAAGAAAAGGGAAAGGAGCAUUUCUUAAUGGCGUGAAGUUAAAUGUCUCCGGGCAGAAAGAUAUAACCAAAUCCCUUGUAAUAACUGAAGUGGGACCUGAACGAGACCCUAAGAUAUUGAAAACACUCUUUACAAACCUUGAAAAGCUUCUGAACAUUCCAAUUCACGGAUUCCGUGCUGCUGGCACAGCAGCAACAGAUAUGUGUUUUGUAGCUGCUGGAGAAGCUGAUGCCUAUUAUCAUAUUGGAAUGCACUGUUGGGAUAUAGCUGCUUCUAGUAUAAUUGUUACAGAAGCUGGUGGUGUCCUGAUGGAUACAGAUGGAGGACCAUUUGAUAUGAUGUGCCGGAGAAUCAUUGCAGCGAGCAGCAGGGCUGUUGGAGAAGCCGUGGCAAAAAAUAUUAACGCUUUUCCAUGUGCAAGAGAUGAUGAACAGAUUGGUGUACAUGCCAAUGGAAACUAGUUUAUUGUAAAAUGGGGGUGGAUGCUCAGAAUUUGUACUGUAGAAUGACCACUACAUGUAAAGAUAUAGCCAAAAGUUUAGCAUCACGUAACAUUUUAGGA